Messenger RNA from Pogonomyrmex barbatus (red harvester ant), 1745 nucleotides. It is a transcript of the gene RYBP, whose product is annotated as ring and YY1 binding protein. NCBI's taxonomy places the organism in Eukaryota, Metazoa, Arthropoda, Insecta, Hymenoptera, Formicidae. Gene Ontology annotation, cellular component: nucleus. The record is from RefSeq and is a predicted model, not a curated record. Gene Ontology annotation, biological process: positive regulation of DNA-templated transcription. Gene Ontology annotation, molecular function: DNA binding; transcription coregulator activity.
UAUAUAUAUAUAUAUACACACACACGCCUGGCAUAACGCGCGCGCUGGACGAUGCGUCGACGAGCUCCAUCCACCUCGCCGUUGGGAGGAUCCGCCGACCCGUGACCACCGCGUCACCGGCGGAAUCCCCGGGUUUUGACCCCCAGUGCGAGAUCGGCGACGGGAAUUCGCUCCAAGACGUCGAGAGGAAUUCCGUUGUCAAGCAAGGAGUGCAGGCUGUAGUUACCUGGAGGAGCUUCGCCACGGCGAAUUCGAAUUCUAAAUAGAACUGCGCAAGUUUCUCACAUUUCAUUGAGGAAAAUAUAAACGAUAUAAGAAAAGCUUAUCGCCCGAUAGACGUCGAUUUCAUCGUGCCGAAGUGGACAGAAGGGUUGGGGGCACCGGACGCGCAUCAACGUGUGGCACUGGAGAGAUUUGUCUCCUCCUGGUGUAUGUGAAUUCACUAUCGGUGAACGACGAGUGUAAAUAAUAUUUGUUGGAAAAAAAAUGUGUAAUGCCAGAGUGAUUCAAUAUAGAGACAUAGGUGGCCAAUGUAGAGCGAUCGACUAUAAUAGACUAUUGUGUAUCUUGCUUAGUUGAUGUACGGAGCGUUACCUUAGACAUUUGACUCUUUUACUGCAUAUCCUUAGUCACAUUUUGUUGGAAAAUAUCCGGUGUUCAGAAAAUUGUAAAAUUUAAUGAGGCCGAAGGUGCCUCAAAAGAGGGGAAACUUUCUUUUGAGAAGGUAUAGCGUUCUACAAUCGAUUUUGACGAACAAUGAACCAUUCGGGAAGCGGAAAACGCCAGGCGAAGGUUUUGGAAGAAAAUUAUUGGGACUGUAGUGUCUGCACUUAUAGGAAUACAGCGGAAGCAUUUAAGUGCCUCAUGUGUGACGUCCGCAAGGGAACCUCUACGCGGAAACCCCGCAUAAACCCCCAAUUGGUAGCUCAACAGGUUGCACAGCAACAAUAUGUACCACUUCUGAAACCAGGCAAGAAAGAAGGAAGUGGUGGCGGUAGCACGACCAGCGGCGUCAAAGAGAAGGAACGCAAACUGGACAAACUAAGGCGCAAAAACAGGCAUCCACCGCGUCUGAAAAAUAUCGACCGCAGUACUGCGCAAUCAAAUGAGGUAACGGUCAAUAAUGUUACCGUCACCAUCACGGAAUACAAGCCGAAGGUGAAGAAGGGCUCGGAUCAGUCGAGUAAUGCUAGUUCUGAGGGUGGGAGCCAGCACGACUCAAAUCAGGACUCGCGAAGUCUCGAUGUAGGAACCGACGCCUAGUUUAAUACUAAUGUUACAUAUGUGUGUACGAAUUAUUCUAAUUAAUAUAUUAUACGACGUAUGUAUGUCAACUUUUGUGGUCAUCCAUACAUCCUCUAGGCAAACAUGACUAUUGAUGAUGGUAAUUCCUCUCUCGAGUUUGUCUGCGUGUUGUAAAAAUAAUGAAUAUUGCAUGAUGAAUCCAACGAGGUCAGGCAUUUUCUGCUCAUCAACAGGGAUAUUAUUGACUGAGCAUGACUUGUAUAUCAUCAUUGAAAGAACAGGAAUAUAAUGUACAUUGUAUAUCACUGUUUCACUCGUUGCACAAAUUACAGACUAAUUCGCAUCGCUUCUCUAUGCGUCUCUUGCGAAAAAGAAGAAAUGUACUUAAAAGACCGCUUACUUUACGAACGUCGUUCUUUUAUUCUGUAAUAUUUAUUAAAUUUAGUUAAAAUGUCUAUCAAUGCGACAUAUUUGCGCUAGAUUUAAAUGCAAGAAAAAAA